Molecule: messenger RNA, 1225 nt
Organism: Physcomitrium patens
Lineage: Eukaryota; Viridiplantae; Streptophyta; Bryopsida; Funariales; Funariaceae
Product: photosystem I reaction center subunit II
Biological process (GO): photosynthesis
Cellular component (GO): photosystem I reaction center; photosystem I
Source: RefSeq, a predicted model, not a curated record
ACUGCUACCACUACUACUACUACGCCGCUCUGAUUCUCAACUCAACCGCUGCAUCAGGAUCGAUCCACAAGGAACAUUCUCAUAACUUGCACUGCGGCUGCAUUGAGUUCGCAUCUGGGGUAGUUCGUGGGUGUGAGUGUUUGUGUCUGUGUUUCACACUCGUUGUUGGCGGUGUAGAGUUCCAGGUCCUGCAGUCAUGGCCGCAAUCGCUUCCACCGCGAUCACUACCGUGGCGAUUGCUUCGCCGUCCUCCGUCGCAGUGUCCCGGCCCCGCGCUGCCGCUUCCUUGGCGAUCUCUGGCUUCCAGGGACAGAAGCUGGCAUCCGUUUGCAAUGGUGGCCGUGUGACGAUGGCUCAAGCUGGAGCUGUCCCUGAUGGCGUCGCUGAUCGCAAACCCGAUGCGAAAGAGGCCCCGAAAGGCUUCACUCCUCCAACCCUGAACGCCGACACCCCUGCACCGAUUUUCGGUGGGAGCACGGGUGGUCUACUGCGCAAGGCCCAAGUCGAAGAGUUUUACGUCAUCACCUGGGAAUCUCCCAAGGAGCAGAUCUUCGAAAUGCCCACCGGUGGCGCUGCGAUCAUGAGGUCCGGACCCAACUUACUUAAGCUGGCCAGGAAGGAGCAGUGUCUUGCACUCGGCGCCAGGCUGAGGACUAAGUUCAAAAUUCAGUACCAAUUCUACCGUGUUUUCCCCAAUGGCGAGGUGCAGUACCUCCACCCCAAGGACGGAGUCUACCCAGAGAAGGUGAACGCUGGAAGAUCACCCGUCGGAGUGAACAACAGGAGCAUUGGAAAGAAUGCUAACCCUGCAGAGCUCAAGUUUGCCCACAAGCAAGCCUACGAUUUGUAGACGCAGGGUUUCCUUCGCACUGCAAGUUAAUGAAUGUAAAGUAGUUUCAUACACCACGAGAGGUUGUUCAGCACAUCUCGUGGUUUUUGAGAGGUUUGCGGUUGGUGUUUAUUCCGACAUGUAAAACGACUUUGGUAGAGUUGUUCUUGUAUAUCUUGUGAGAGCAGCUCACCACAUGAGAAUGUAUGAUCUACCAGGUUUAGAGUCAGGUGCACGAAAAGCUAGUGUUAACUGUCUAGCUUCCUCAUCUUGAUUAGGUGACAAGAAUAGCUACUAAAAGCUACUUCAGACGAAUGUCGAAAUCGAAAUCCCUUUCAAUGCCGAGAAGACCCGAGAUGUAGAAAAUGUAAACACUCUCAAAUUUCCUCGCUAUCA